Neurospora tetrasperma FGSC 2508 is the source of this 168-nucleotide messenger RNA. RefSeq lists its product as uncharacterized. Lineage: Eukaryota; Fungi; Ascomycota; Sordariomycetes; Sordariales; Sordariaceae. The annotation marks the transcript as partial. The record is from RefSeq and is a predicted model, not a curated record. The transcript has 3 exons.
AUAUCCUACAACAAACGUAGCGAUAGUAUUGUAUUAUUAUUACCGAUAAUUAUAAAUAGCGGUACUCGUAGGUUCGAAAAUAGUAUCUAUAACCCGCUCGUAGAAAUUUCCGUUCGAAAAUUAUUUUUCGAAUUUAUAUAUUUUAUCCCCUUUAAUUUCGAACAGUAA